This is a messenger RNA of Cucurbitaria berberidis CBS 394.84, 1336 nucleotides long. Its product is annotated as aldolase. The record is from RefSeq and is a predicted model, not a curated record. NCBI's taxonomy places the organism in Eukaryota, Fungi, Ascomycota, Dothideomycetes, Pleosporales, Cucurbitariaceae. The transcript is spliced from 3 exons. Bases 233 to 1336 code for a protein of 367 amino acids. Gene Ontology annotation, molecular function: transaldolase activity. Gene Ontology annotation, biological process: pentose-phosphate shunt, non-oxidative branch; carbohydrate metabolic process. Gene Ontology annotation, cellular component: intracellular anatomical structure.
GACCUCUAGGCCCACAAUGUCCCAUGUGUAUACCUUCUGGCGAUCCACUUGUCCUGUGUGCAUCGUCCUGUGUGCAUGUCCUUAGGUCCACUUGCCCACUUGUCCUGUGUGCACGAUUCCAUUGCAGCUAUAAGAGUAGCCGCAAGCAAGAGCAAUUGAUCCCAAACACAACCAACUCGGCAACCAAGUCACAAGAUUCAUUGUCCAUUCUAAAACUACACAAUUCAUCAACAUGGGAAGCGCAUCCACUCAGUCCUGGCUGCAGAAGCUCGAGGAGCAAUUAAAUGUCGAUGUCGACUGGAUGGACCCGGCCUUCUCCAAGAGAAUGGCCAGCGAGUUUGGCGUCGUGCCCAACGACAUGACGAGCAACCAGCUCUGGGUCAACAUCCAAAUGUCCCACCCAGACAACAAGGACCUUUUCGAGAACUCGGUCAAGGAGUUGAAGGAUCAGGGAUGGCUCGCCAUCUACACGCGCAUCGCCGUCGGCUUGUGCAAGCGCAACAUUGACAACAUCAAGGGACGCGUCGCCCUCCAGGUGAACCCUCACAAGGCCUACGAUAAGCAGGCCGUUCUAGACCAUGCUCGAGCCUAUGCUCGUGAGUUUGAGAGAGCAGGUAUCCCCAAGACCAAAUACUUCAUCAAGAUACCCUCCACCGGCCCGGCACUGAAUGCUGCUCCGGCCCUGGAGGCUGAGGGAAUCCGCACCCUCGGCACCGCUCUCUUCAGUCUGGCACAGGCCAUUGCUUGCAGCCAGGCUGGCAUGCUGUACAUCAGCCCCUACUUCAACGAGACUCGCGCCCAUGACGAUCUGAGCCUCUGGCCCGACGUCGAGGACCCUGCCACACAACACACAAACUCGCCACGCGUCUGGCAGAUCCUUGAGACAUACCGCCGCCUGUACAAGGAGACAGGCAAAGAGCAACCCCUGCUCAAAAACGCCAGUUUCAUCACCCCGAAAGAGGCCAUGGCAGCGGGGGAGAUGGGUUGUCAUUCCGCCACCAUCUCGCCCACCGUCAUCGAGCAAUUGGCCAAGCUUCCCUACGAUGGCACAAAGCAACCCGGCGCGGGCAUCCCAAAGCCACAGCACGUCUACAAGAACGCCGGUCCGACCCCCGACCGCCUCAAGAAGCUGAUGACCAUCGACCCCAUUGCGUCUGCCGACUGGGAUGGCAAGCUCGCAAGCACCGACGUCGACUAUCUCGCCAACAACGGGGCCGCCCUCGAAGAAGCGAUAAAGAAGGACCCACAGACCGUCGCUAGACUCGCUGAUGCGUUGAAGUUGUUCCAAGGAGGUAUCGAUGAGAGCCGAGCCAAGAUUGAGGCGGCACUGAAGUAG